CCAAAUCACGUCUCACGUCUCUGAAGAGGAACAAACUAAACAGACAAAAAGAAGAAGAGAUAAUAAACAUACAAUCCAAACCACCGCUCAGUCUCUGAAGAGGACACAACAGCCAGACCAACAGAAGAGGGGACAUUAGUAAACUAUGCUUCUCAGGGACCGCCUCAGCCCGCUGUUGUGGACACUUUAUCUGACAACUCUCUACGCCUGCGGUUGCCUUGGACAGCUGGAUGUAUGUGGCCGACCUCCCCUCAACAGCAGGAUAGCUGGGGGCCAGGAUGCUCCAGCAGGGAGCUGGCCAUGGCAGGCCAGUCUGCACGCCUCUUUUCCUGGGUUCAGCACGUUCAUCUGUGGAGGAUCCCUCAUCAAUGAGCAGUGGGUGCUCUCAGCUGCACACUGUUUUAACAGUGUAUCUGCAAGUAAUCUCGAGGUGUAUCUGGGUCGGCAGAACCAGGAGGGCAGUAACCCAAACGAAGUGAAAAGGACGGUGAGCCAGAUCAUCAAUCAUCCCAGUUUCAACCGUUUCACCUUUGACAACGACAUCGCUCUGCUUCAUCUCAAUGCCCCAGUCACCUUCACCGACUACAUCAGGCCUGUGUGUCUGGCUGCCAAUGGGAGUGUUUUCCUCAACGGUACUGACAGCUGGGUCACUGGCUGGGGAAAUACUGCUGAUGGAGUUCCUCUUCCAUCUCCUAAGACCUUAAAGGAAGUGGAAGUGCCUGUGGUUGAGAACACCCAGUGUCAGUCCUUGUAUCAAGUCGUGCCCUUCACAGUCACAGACAACAUGAUGUGUGCUGGAGACCCUGCAGGAGGCAGAGAUUCAUGUGAGGGAGACUCAGGAGGUCCACUGGUGAGCAAACAGGACUCUGUGUGGGUGCAGUCUGGUAUUGUUGCAUUAGAAGGUUGUAAAGAACCCAAUCGUCCCGGAGUCUACACCAGGGUGUCCCGUUACGAGAGCUGGAUCAACUCUGAGAUCAGCACCAAUCAACCAGGCUUCGUCCAGUUCAUUGGAUCUCCUCUUCCAGUCAUCCCUCUUACAACACCUGGAGGUCCAGAAACGGGUGAAUUCACGAGGCCCACAGCGUCCACUCCUGCACUCACCACUCCUCCCUCUCCUGCUGUGACUGUUGCCCCAGGACCCACCAGCACGACUACUCCUCCCUCUCCUGCCGUGACUGUUGCCCCAGGACCCACCAGCACGACUACUCCUCCCUCCCCUGCUCUGACUGUUGCCCCAGGACGACCCACCAGCACGACUACUCCUCCCUCUCCUGCUCUGAUUGUUGUUGCCCCAGGAUUCACCAGCACGUCUGUGCUUCAAGGAGAUUCUACAGCAAGCAUUCCUGCAUCUUCAUCAUCUUCACAACCAGUGACUCAAUCAUCAACAAUAACAACAAGAAAAACAACAGAUGCUCCUCCAACACCAACAACUACUAGUGCUGCAACUGCCACGACCACAACAACAACCACGACCACCACAUCACCUCCAGGAAGAUUCUGUCGCCCUCAAGAUAUUGAUGCCUUUGGUUUUGCUGUAGUGACUGUAACAGCAGAUCAACCAGCUCUAAUCGAUGCUUUUGCUUUAAUGACUGUAACAGCUUCAAUCACAUGUAAUAGUACUUAUCUUCAAACUCAGCUUGAGCAAGCGAUCCAGCAAGCCAGUAAACUGUACGAAGACCCAACAUUUAAUGAAAUAAAGCAAAUAAAUGCAACAUGUCAAAACAACACGAAGCUGGAAGUGAUUAAACGGUUUAAUCUAAAUGGCAAUGACUCAAUCUGUUUCCCAGACAACAGAGAUGUCAUGGCCAUUACAGGAAAUAGACGCAGAAAUGAUAAGGUCAUCAUCAAUAUAGAGAAAACAAUCGAUUGUGAAGUGUUGUUCCGGACAGACUUGCAAUUUGAGGACUGUGAGACUAGAAGAGGAGAUAUUAUCAGAGUGAUAAAUGAUAUCUCCAGAAUUCAAUAUGGACCGUUAAUCUACAGAAGAACCAUUAUUAUAUGCAGAAGAGUAGUGAGAGGGAGGACUAAAAGAGAGGUCACCGCGGGGUCAAUGAUAGAGAUGCAGCAGGCGUUCGACCCCGACUCCACAUCCGACUCCUCCUCCAGAUCCUCCUCUCCAACUUUCCCCACAAAACAAGCAAUCAGGGCCAUGCUGGGAACAGCUGCAGGACAACUUAACAUCACACUGAACGAGACAUCCAUCACAUUCACAAACCCGCCCAGAGAAGAGUCAUUGUCUGGAACGACGACUUCUGUAACAUCGGGAAUGACUGCUGACCCUGAGAUAGCAGCUCCAGUUCAGACCACUACAUGUGGGUCUCCAGGUCUCCAGAGUGUGUUCAGUUGCCUAGCAAUGGUGCUGGUUUCCCUGCAGCUAAUGGUGCAGUGGAUGGCUCUGUGACCUGCCAAUCAACUCUGUGACCAAUGAGGAAUCACACAGUAAAACCCCCAGAGCCAAAACUGCUGCUAUUCCUGAAGAUUAUUGCCAUGAUUGUCCCAUCUUGUCCAGCUCCACUCUACCCAAAGGUCCCUUCGAUCCACCAACAAAGGGCUCCUAACUGUGCCGCACUCACGGCUCAAACAGCGGGGUGACAGAGCCUUUGCUGCUGCUGCCCCACGUCUGUGGAACCCAGGGGGUCAGGAUUUGACUGAUUAGCUUUGCCGAUUAGCAAGGCACUUCCUCGUCGCCAUUUUCCAGAAAUACAUCACGUCCGGUGCCGUUUUCCCUGCGUUUUCCUCAUGCUGAUUGGUGGCUGUUCCACUCUCAGCUCAUGCACGAGCUUAGUGUGGGCACGAGCUCUCCUUCUGUACCUUACGUGCUAAGUAAAACGGCACCGGAAACAAGUCCCUUGGAACGCCAUGUUGAAGCCUGAAAAAAUCGUUCAAUUUUGGCACUUUUCACUAGCCUAGCAUUCCCAUUGAAAUGAAUGGGGGCGGAACUUGUUCACUUUCUCCAGUUCUUAUAAUACCUCCAUGGUGGAACCAGCUCCCCCUGGAUAUUAGAUCCGCCCCUCCAUCUCUGCCUUCAAAUCCAGGCUAAAAACCCACCUGUACUCCCUGGCCUUUCCUGUUCACUAAUCCCGUACUUCUGCUUUUCUCUAUAUGUUCUGUGUUGUGUGCCCUGUCUUGAAUGCUACUUAUUUCACUAUCUAUGUUUUAGCAAAUGUUUUGUAUUACUUUGUAUUAUUUUGUAUCUUUUUUAGUCUUUCGCUGUACAGCACUUUGGUCAGCUUAUGCUGUGUGUAAAUGUGCUUUAUAAAUAUACUUACUUUUUUUAUUUUUUUACUUUUUUACUUUAUGAAUACUUACUUACUGUACUAUGAUUGGUUGUCGACUACAAAAUGCAUACAGUAUGUGGCAUACACAUGUGGCAUAUCCCUGCUCCUGCCUCUGCUUUAGCAGUGAUUGGAUCCUUGACCUGUCAAUCAACUGAGUGACCGAUGUGAUAAUCAGGGACAAGAUCAGAAUCAAAAUGUUUUGCAUGGAUUUGCAUCAAUUUCAUAAUAAAAACACAGUCAAAUAGAUAUGUUUUAGUAAUAGAUUAAAAAAAUAUUGAAGAUUAAUAUUAAGUAAUUAAUAAGAUUAUAAUAUAUAUCAAGGUAGUUUUCUCGGUUGAUGCUCUUCUUUCAGCAUUGACACCUGAAGCUCAGCAUUUAGGAUGUGAAUAUAUGGUUCUUUGCUAUAAAAUAUUAUACUUUUGUACAUGAACAUUAUGUUUUGUAUAACAUAUGAUUUUUUUGUUUACUCUGUUUCUUUCAAAUGUGAAUAUAGCAUAGAAUAGCAAAAUAUAGCACUUGUUGUAGCUCCCAAACUGUGGAAUGCACUGUCCAUGGGUCUGUGGACAGUAUUAAGCUUUUUAAAGGGAGGAUAAAACCCCAACUCUUUAGGAUGGCCUUUGCAAACCUAUGACACUGCCUUUAUUUAAUUUGUAUUUACUGCUGCCAAGGAGUUUAUGUUUUCGUCUGUCUGUCUGUCUGUCUGCAAGAUAACUCAAAACGUUAUGGAUGGAUUUCAAUGACAUUUUCUGUGUAACUUUCUGGUGACUGGUUUUUAUUCUUAUUUUGGGAUUUAUCUGUGAAAAGCGCUAUACAAAUAAAAUAUUUACUCUA
Sardina pilchardus (European sardine) is the source of this 4109-nucleotide messenger RNA. Its product is annotated as mucin-2-like. The transcript is spliced from 17 exons. Lineage: Eukaryota; Metazoa; Chordata; Actinopteri; Clupeiformes; Clupeidae. Gene Ontology annotation, molecular function: serine-type endopeptidase activity. Gene Ontology annotation, biological process: proteolysis. The coding region runs from base 146 to 2401 and encodes 751 amino acids. The record is from RefSeq and is a predicted model, not a curated record.